This is a messenger RNA of Prosopis cineraria, 1342 nucleotides long. Its product is annotated as NAC domain-containing protein 2-like. The record is from RefSeq and is a predicted model, not a curated record. Lineage: Eukaryota; Viridiplantae; Streptophyta; Magnoliopsida; Fabales; Fabaceae. Gene Ontology annotation, molecular function: DNA binding. Gene Ontology annotation, biological process: regulation of DNA-templated transcription. The transcript has 3 exons. The coding region runs from base 206 to 1087 and encodes 293 amino acids.
GCAAGCGUUCGACGGUUCAGGUCGCAGUGCACAGCAAGAACAACCGCCAGCAAGCAAGCGGUAGAGAGAGAGAGAGGAAUCUGGGACUCAAGCUUAAAUCUUUAUUUCGGUACUCCAUCCAAAGCAUCGAGGUUAGUUAGCUGAAAGGAGGGAGAGAGAGAGAGAGAGAGAGAGAGAGAGAGAGAGAGAGAGAGAAGAGUCGGGAAUGAAGGGUGAAUUGGAGUUACCUCCAGGAUUCAGAUUUCACCCGACGGACGAGGAGUUGGUGAAUCACUAUUUGUGCAGGAAAUGUGCUUCCCAGUCUAUUGCUGUUCCUAUUAUCAAAGAGAUUGAUUUGUACAAGUUUGAUCCUUGGCAGCUUCCAGAAAUGACGCAAUACGGAGAGAAAGAAUGGUACUUCUUCUCGCCCAGGGACAGAAAAUAUCCGAAUGGAUCAAGACCCAACAGGGCAGCAGGAAGCGGGUACUGGAAGGCGACCGGGGCGGAUAAGGCCAUAGGGAAGCCCAAGCCUCUCGGAAUCAAGAAGGCCCUCGUUUUCUACGCCGGGAAAGCCCCCAAAGGCAUCAAAACCAAUUGGAUCAUGCACGAAUACCGCCUCGCCAAUGUUGAUCGCUCUGCUCGCAAGAACAACAACUUGAGGCUUGAUGAUUGGGUAUUGUGCCGGAUUUACAACAAGAAAGGUGUGAUUGAGAAAUUCAACUCCCUGUAUCAGAAAUCGAGCAACUUCUCCUCCGAUGCCGAUGAGCAUGAAACCAAACCAGAAAUCAACACGGCCGCCAACGACCAGUUGUACAUGGACACGUCAGAAUCGGUGCCGAGGUUGCAUACGGACUCCAGCUGCUCCGAGCGCGCGGUGUCGCCGGGCGUCACGUGCUGCGACAAGGAGGUGCAGAGUGAGCCCAAGUGGAAUGAGCUGGCACCGGGCUUGAAAGACGGUGCCUUCGAUUUCGAUUUCAAUUACAUGGACAAUUUGAACAAUAACCUCACAGGAUUUGACGCUUUUGCCCCUCAGGUCCAGUACCAAACGAAUAUGAACCAGCUCUCGCCCUUGCAGGACAUGUUCAUGUAUCUCCAGAAACCAUUUUAAACACACAUUCACCAUAACGGCGUUCAUGGAUCCCACAUAUUAUUAAUUCGCUGUAGGAAUGUCAUAAUGGAGAGAGAAUGUAGGACCAGCAGACACAUUUCGUUUCGAUUUGUAUGGGUUGCGUAGGAUUACAGUGUCCAUAUUUGUAAGGGGUCUAGAGGGAAAUUCUUGUUCCAUUGGGAUUGUUAGCGGAAUUUUUUCAUAUGAUUUGUAAUAUAUUGUUCCAUUUUUCAAUUCACAUUACACAUCGACAUA